AUGUCGCGAACAUCACGCAACGUUGGAUGGGUGCAGCGAAAUGAUGGUGAACGUGACCAACGUUACACGAUGCCCCAAGUACUAAAUGCAGAUGGUUCCAGGGACAGACGAUCUGGUCUAUUUGAGACACCAUCAUUUGGAACCUCAGAAAUCUUGACCCAAGGACGGUCAAGAUUUUAUAAUGAAAUCAAUGCACCGCAUGGUCCCGGUGUAUAUCAGUUGAUGACCACAAAUGGUGCCGGUAGACCAACAACUCAAUAUGUCGGUAUGUCAAAUGAUGUCAGUCGACGUUUGGACGAACACGGUCUUCGUGAAAACGACAAUAUCAUGAUACAAAUGAAUCAAGCAGCUAACAGAGGGAUGGACGUACGAGCUUGUUACGCUCCGGCUGAUAAUACAUUGGAGGCAAGAGCACAAGAGCUGUAUUUGCUAGGUCAGCGAGACUACUCUUGGAAUGAUAGAAAUAAUGGUGGAGCGGAUCGUAGGUGGUGGCACUAG
Messenger RNA from Rotaria sp. Silwood2, 498 nucleotides. The record is from the annotation of a GenBank genome assembly. Lineage: Eukaryota; Metazoa; Rotifera; Eurotatoria; Philodinida; Philodinidae.